AUGGCCCGGACCAUCGGCUCCGUCGGCUCGGCUCGGGCCAGGUCUCCCGUGAAAAAGCCUAAGCCGCCGCCUAAUAAUCCGCGAUUAAGCCGCGGCGCGCUGAACCGGAGCCGCGAGGGAGCCGCCGAGCCGGAGCCGGGGGGAGAAAAGGCUUGCGUCCGAACAAAGCAAGCGGGGUUUACUCGAGCAAGAAUCCCUGUGCCUGAGAAGACAACGGGUUUUGCUAAGCCUAAAGGCACAGUGAAAACCAUAGAGUGUCACGAUCCAAGCGAGUUGAUCCAUUGCGUCGACAUCUUCAAGCAACCUGCCUUUGAUAAUCCACUUCUGAAGAAUCACAUCCUCCUGUAUGCCCCGGUCUCUUUUCCCGGCAGCACUUGCCGUGCAGCGCGUGCGAAUGUCAAUGUGUGGAAUCCCACGAUAUUGGACAACGAAGUUAGUUUUGCUCAAACGUGGGUUGUAGCGGGACAAAACGAGGACCUGAAUACUAUCGAGUUUGGAUGGACGGUAAGUAAGGCUCCUAAUUUCGGCAAGCAGACCAGGUCAUUCAUAAUCUGGACUAGCGAUAACUACCAGAAGACCGGUUGCUUCAAUCUCGACUGCCCGGGAUUCGUACAAGUGGACCGCAGAAUUACUCUUGGAACUCCGUUGCAACCCAUACCCAGCUACAACGGGGAUCAAUCCGAGGUUUAUACGUCUGUAACCCAGAUAGAUCGUAUGAUGCUCAUCGUCUUCAUCUGGAUGCCCCAGGAUCCUGCUACCGGACAUUGGUGGCUUCGAUAUAAGAAUGUCGACGUAGGAUACUGCCCCAAAGAAAUCUUUACUACUCUAAGCACAGGUGCUGAUGGGAUGAAGGAUAAGGAUGCUCGUUACGGGGUUAAUUUCUUUUACGGCGGUCCUGGGUACUCAGACCUGUGUUUGAAGUAG
Molecule: messenger RNA, 924 nt
Organism: Eucalyptus grandis
Lineage: Eukaryota; Viridiplantae; Streptophyta; Magnoliopsida; Myrtales; Myrtaceae
Exons: 8
Coding region: 1-924 (307 amino acids)
Source: RefSeq, a predicted model, not a curated record